Diversispora eburnea is the source of this 1608-nucleotide messenger RNA. The record is from the annotation of a GenBank genome assembly. Lineage: Eukaryota; Fungi; Glomeromycota; Glomeromycetes; Diversisporales; Diversisporaceae.
AUGGGUGUGUUCACACCUGGAUUGGAUUUGGAUUGGAUUGAUGUUGGUUACACGAAUCGUGUUCUGCAAAUCUGGAUUGAAUCUGGAUUGGCCCAAUCCAAUACAAAUCUCCACAUGUAUACUUUCGUCACGUUUUAUUCUAAGCCACGCUUAUUUAUUUAUUAUACACCUCCUCCUCUCAUAACAGCGCACAUAGUAUUCUGCCCUUUUACUAAAGUUGAAGAAAGUUUUAACCUUCAAGCAAUUCAUGACCUAAUGGAAUACGGAAUAAGUCAGGAUUCCUUGAAAAAAUUUGAUCAUUUUGAAUUUCCUGGUGUUGUUCCUCGCACUUUUGUUGGCCCUUUACUUUUGAGUAGUGUUAGUUGGCCUACAAGUAAAAUAUUGGAGUUUUUUGCUCCUCACCUAAGCAAAUUUUCUCGUCAAUACGUGUUCUUUGCUCUUUCAAAAUUUCGUUCAUCAAUUUCUAAAACAUUUGGAAAGGAAGUUUCAAUUGCUUUUAGUCUAUUAAGCGCUUGCCAAUUUCACACCAUAUUUUGGGCAAGUAGAACAUUGCCAAAUAUACUGGCUUUCCCAUUUGUUAUUAUCGCCUUUUCUCAUUGGAUUUCUGCUAUUUCCUCUACUGAACCAAAAAGGAAAUUGUUGUCGACUAUUCGCUAUAUGACUUUUACUACAAUUAUAUUUAGAUUUGAAUUGAUCCUACUAUUAAUUCCAAUUGUACUUUUGGAAUUAUCGUUAGGAAGUUUACGUUUUCUGGAUGCAAUAAGAGUUGGAAUGUUUAUAACAUUAAUUAGUUUAUUAAUAUCUAUAAUAAUCGAUUCAUAUUUCUGGAAUGAAAAAAUAAUGUGGCCAGAAGGGUUCGUCUUUUAUUUUAAUGCAAUUCUUGGAAAAAGUAUCGAAUGGGGUGUAAUAUCAGGCCCAUUAAGUAUUCUUUCUAUGUUUGUUGAUGCUCGCACACGCAGAUUUUUAUUACCUGCCAUAUCUUUAAUAAUUGGGCUUUCUUUCAUUGGACACAAAGAAUGGCGAUUUAUUGUUUAUACUGUGCCAAUAUUCAAUAUUUGCGCAGCUAUUGGAUGGGUCUGGAUACAACUUAGAUCAGUAUUUAUUCAUCGAAUAAUCAUUACUCUUUUAUUUGCAAGUUUCAUGGCAAGCACGGCAAUGAUGAUUAUAUCAAGCCACAAUUAUCCUGGAGGAAUGGCUUUGCAAAGAUUACAUUUUAUCCAAAGUGAUUACCCCCAAGCUCGUAUACAUCUUGAUGUAUAUACGGCAAUGACCGGGGCAUCUCGAUUUGGACAACUUUACAAUGAUUGGGAAUAUAGUAAGAAUGAGAACCAUUCCAAACCCAUAGAAUAUGUUGGAUAUACCCACAUUUUGACAUCUAAUCCUCAUAUUCAUAAUGAAUAUUUCGAACCAAUUGAUAUUAUUUAUGGAUAUGAAAGAAUUCAACUUGAAAAUCCAAGUCACAUAAUACGAAAUUGGUUCAAUUUUUCAAGAAAUCUUGAUAAUAUAGAUUCUUUAAUGCCGGCAAAAAUUAUUAUUGGACCAAAGGUCUGGAUAAUGAAAAGAAAACCAAAACUUGUAUAUGAUAAUACAGAAAAGAUUCAGAAGUAA